Messenger RNA from Hibiscus syriacus, 1663 nucleotides. RefSeq lists its product as uncharacterized. The record is from RefSeq and is a predicted model, not a curated record. NCBI's taxonomy places the organism in Eukaryota, Viridiplantae, Streptophyta, Magnoliopsida, Malvales, Malvaceae. Bases 16 to 1272 code for a protein of 418 amino acids. The transcript is spliced from 4 exons.
AUACAGACCAUUCUGAUGCAUGAGUGUUAUCAAUAUCGGGUUGCAGAUUCUGAGAAGAGGGCGCAUUAUGACAGCUAUCUUCUAUCUCAAAGAAUGGUUGUGCAUAAACAUUCUAGACAAGGUUCAACGUUGCCCCAUAUGACUAUUAAUAAGCAGAUGGAAGUUGUUGAAUGGUUAAAGUGGUAUAGAUUAACUAUAAAUGAUAUCGUGUCUCAAAGGAAAACAGUGGUCGGAACUGGCUAUUUUGAUGUUCUUGAAGCAGAUUUUUAUUCUGCGAUACAAACAGCAUAUUAUGGUCCUGUAAUUGAAUCCAUUGAUCUUCUUCCUGAUCGAUUUGAAGCAGAAGAAAGGUCUGUGUAUGAAACUACGGAGGUACUGCACUUGGUUUCAGGGCGUGAUCUUUUUGGGAUGGUUUGCCUGGUGGAUAGGGUUCCUGAGUUAUCUUUUGCCUAUAAUGAGAAAUUGACUUCUUCUAUGUCUUCAGCUUCAAUCAUGUCUCGGUCUACCCAAAAUUCUAGAAUCUGCAUGAAUGACAAGCAUGACAUCCAUGGUGGAAAUUCUCAGAUUCGAGUAACAGAUAUAAAAAACCAUGCAUCUGAUGCAUAUAGGGAUUUGGAGUUACAUGUGUCUGGAAGGGUGGUAGCUGUUGCCACCAGAAUCCCUCCUAAAAGCUGUUUUGGUGAAACACAAAAUGAGGAUGUUGAAGACCUCAUCCAAGUUUUUCUUACUUCAGAUGAUGAUUCUAUGCCUUUCAGUCAAGGAUUGGAUUGUAAAGUUAGAUCCCGAGUUUUGUUGGGAAAAAUAACUGGACUUGGAACCAGCCCAGAAGAGGGAUCAUGUUUUGUUUACAAUAGCAAUGGUUCAAAAACCCAUGUGAUAAUGAAACAUAGGACAUUGCUGGUGAAGCAUAUGCACUGGUAUCGAGUGGGAGAGGAAGUUUCUGUUUGUGAGUGUAGAUGUAGUAGAGCUUGGUUACCAUCUAGCAAAUUUUGGUUAUUUGAACCUCGUUGUGGAAUGCAUGACAUUGGUGGUUGGUACAUUGAAACCUUUGGCCGAGAUAAGAAAGGCAGGACAGUCCCAUCCCAAAGAUACUGGGAUGGGGUUGAUGCAACUGAACAAUUUGAUGUGAGACUCCAUCCAGCUAUGUAUUUGCUUGCCCUUGCAUAUAGGACACUAGAUAUCGAAGAUGCAAAAAUAAGGAAGCAAACAAUUUGGAAAGUUGUUGGAGGAAAACUAUUUAGAAUCCUCAGUUUGUACAAGAAGCUUGUUUAGGAUAAUUACCUCCUUGGGAUUGCGAGUAUGCAUUAUCCUUGGUUCAAAUUUCUUGGUGAAAAAUGGUCAAGGGGUUGCAAUUUAUAUUUGGCAUUCAAUUUUUCCGACCAUAGUGAAACGUCAUGCAAGUACUGGGAAAAUGAAGAUAUCGGAAGUUCUCAUUUGGAUGUACGAAGAAAAUGAUUCCAUUGUGUGCCAUUUAUGUAUCUUAUUCAGAUAAUUAGAAUGAUCUGUGUCUACUAUUCAGACCUGUUCGCUCUACUUCAUUGUCAGCACUUGAAUAUGCCAUAAAAGGUAAAAAAAAAACUUCAAAAUCUUUCAGACCAGUAGGACUUGUGAGGUAUCACCAUGAUAUUCCUUGAAUCCUCAUUCCAAAUGCUGAUAUCUGAAA